UAGCUCUGAUACUGCACGUAGGCUCUAGCUUUGGGUGGCGAAUGUUCGGUAUUUGGUACCGGUCGGGAGACCUAGAAAAUAGUCAAAACAGUUGCCGAACGCCUCGCGUCGCCGACUUUGGAACUGACCGGUGCGAUUAUGCGAUUGCUGCAAUCAGACUUGAGUUCAUGCACACUUGCCUUUAAUUUUUGGCUGUAAUGCUGCAAAAUGUGCUGCUGCUGAAACUCAACACUUGCUGGCAUCUCAUAUUGCCGCUCGUGAUGUUGCAGCCUAUGUACCGCACAAUUAUUACUUACACUUUGUGACUAUUACAGCCCACCUUGUACCGAAGAAUAUCAUUUUAUUACAUCUUCCUCUUGUGGGCCUUCAAGCAUUAAAUUCGAAAAAUGUCUCUUUUAUCAGAUAGCAUACUUAACGAAAAAAUCGGCAUCAUCGGAAGUGGUUUAAUAGGGCGUAACUGGGCGAUGAUUUUUGCAUCGGCUGGAUACCGUGUCUCACUGUAUGAUGUGGACAGUCACGCUGUUGGAAAAGCCUUGAAAGCUAUCGAAGAGCAGCUCGACACUCUCCAGCAACGCGGACUUUUGCGUGGGGAGUUGUCUGUCGGCCAACAAUAUGCACUGAUUACGGAAGCGCAUUCCUUGGAAGACUGCGUAUUAAACGCAACCUACAUUCAGGAGUGUGUACCCGAAGUUUUGGAGUUAAAACAACAGGUUUUCCGCGAAAUUGAUGAUGUAGUCGAUGAUGACGACAUUGUUCUGGCGAGUUCAUCCAGUUGUAUUCCACCCUCAAAAUUUUCCGAAAACUUAAAGCACCGCUCACAAGUUCUGGUGGCACAUCCGAUAAACCCACCGUAUUUUGUACCGCUGGUGGAAAUAGUGCCGGCGCCGUGGACAGCCGAGCACAUUACAGCAAAAACGCGCAAAAUACAGGAAGUCAUUGGACAGGCGCCAGUCACACUGCGGAAUGAAAUCGCCGGAUUCGCGCUAAAUCGCAUACAGUACGCUAUCAUUAACGAGUGCUGGAGCAUGGUGCAGGAUGGGCUACUGAGUGUGGAGGAUAUUGACAAGCUCAUGAAAGACGGACUCGGACCGCGCUACGUUAUGGGUGUUUUCGAAACGAUUCACCUGAAUGCGGAGGGUGUCGGUAAUUACUGCGACCGCUACGGGGAAACGAUUUUCAACGUGUCACAAACGCUGGGCAAAACACCCCGACUAUCUUCCCAGACCGACGUGGGAAAGCUUAUUUGCCAGGAAAUGGAGAAAACUAUUCCUUUAGGCCGUUUGCACGAGCGGCGUCGUCUGCGAGAUGAAAAGCUAGCCGAGUUAGCAAAGUUAAAGAAGUUGUUUUGAAUGUGUGUUCAAUAAGCUCUGGAGAUGCAUACAGGCACACAUGCGCUUUGUAAGUCUGUUAUUGUUAGCUGAUAUGAAAAAUAGGACUUUGCAGUUGCAUAGUUCGAAAGAUGGAAGGAUUUUUAGACGGCUUGACCCUUGUUUUAAUUUAAGAAGGUUUUUAUUCGGGGAUUGUUUGCUUUAGUGCACGAUUGUGCUUGCAGUGACCUCGGUGAUUUCUAACAUCGCUCGCUACAUGUCACUUACUUGUUAAGAAAAUAGUACCGGGUUG
Molecule: messenger RNA, 1620 nt
Organism: Paramacrobiotus metropolitanus
Lineage: Eukaryota; Metazoa; Tardigrada; Eutardigrada; Parachela; Macrobiotidae
Product: lambda-crystallin homolog
Biological process (GO): fatty acid metabolic process
Molecular function (GO): oxidoreductase activity, acting on the CH-OH group of donors, NAD or NADP as acceptor; NAD+ binding
Source: RefSeq, a predicted model, not a curated record